This is a messenger RNA of Nerophis lumbriciformis (worm pipefish), 1190 nucleotides long. It is a transcript of the gene asb5a, whose product is annotated as ankyrin repeat and SOCS box containing 5a. NCBI's taxonomy places the organism in Eukaryota, Metazoa, Chordata, Actinopteri, Syngnathiformes, Syngnathidae. The record is from RefSeq and is a predicted model, not a curated record. Gene Ontology annotation, biological process: protein ubiquitination; positive regulation of protein catabolic process. Gene Ontology annotation, molecular function: protein binding.
UCAUCAUCAUCAUCAUCAUCAUCAUCAACACCCCGAGCAGAGGAAAUGUCCGACGCGGCAGAGGAGCUGGCCAGCAAGCCCUUCGCGGCCCAGCUGUCCAACGUCUACCUCAGCAUCUUGGCGCUCUUCUGCUUCAAGCUCUUCGUCAAGAUCUCCCUCAACCUGCUCACCUACUUCUACAUCGUGCGCGGCAACCGCAAGGAGGCGGCCAGGAUCUCCGCCGAGUUCUACGACCACGCUCAGGCGCGCGGGUCCUGGGCAGACCGCUCUCCGCUUCAUGACGCCGCCAGUCAGGGUCGCCUGCUGGCCCUGAAAACGCUCAUUUUACAGGGUCACAAUGUGAACGCCCAGACCAUCGACCACGUGACCCCUCUUCACGAAGCCUGCCUGGGCGACCACGUGGCGUGUGCCAGAGCCCUCAUCGACGCCGGCGCCAGCGUCAACGCCGCCACGGUCGACGGCGCCACCCCGCUGUUCAACGCCUGCGCGGUGGGCAGCGUGGCGUGCACCGAAAUCCUUUUAGAAAACGGCGCCAAGGCUCAAAGCUUCGUGCAGCGCCCGUCCGCCAUCCACGAGGCCACCAGCAGAGGUCAUGACGGCUGCGUGGAGGUUCUGCUGACAUGGGGUGCGGACGUGGACCUGGACAUCCCCCAGCUGGGCACGGCGCUCUACACCGCCUGCGUGUGCCAGGAGCUGCAGUGUGCCAGGAAGCUUCUCAGGGAAGGUGCCGACGUCCAAAAGGGCAAGUCCUCGGACUCGCCGCUCCACGCGGCGGCAGAGAAGGACUGCACGGCGGCGGCGAAGCUGCUGCUGGACUUUGGCGCCGACAUUAACGCCAGGAACACUUUGUGCCAGAGGCCGGUGGACGUGGCCCCGCCCAGCAGUCUAACAGAGAGCUUCCUGCUCCUCUAUGAAGCCACGCCGCGACUGCUGAGUCAGCUGUGUCGUCAGUGCAUCCGGAAGCGUGUCGGCCGGGACCGACUUCACCUCCUGUGCCACCUGCCCCUGCCUGGUCGCAUCCGGGGCUUCCUGCGGUACCAGUGACGUCAUCCCAAGUCCAUUUGUUGCUGCAUCGUUUGAGUGUAUUCACAAAUAUUUGCCAAAGACAAUAAUGAUCGUUUUACUAAAACACACUUUGUUUAGUUUUUGUUGUUGUUCAUGUUGGAUGUUGUUGAAAUGAAAAAAAUAAA